Pyrenophora tritici-repentis Pt-1C-BFP is the source of this 2703-nucleotide messenger RNA. RefSeq names its product Homeodomain-containing transcription factor. Gene Ontology annotation, molecular function: DNA-binding transcription factor activity, RNA polymerase II-specific; chromatin insulator sequence binding. Gene Ontology annotation, cellular component: chromosome. Lineage: Eukaryota; Fungi; Ascomycota; Dothideomycetes; Pleosporales; Pleosporaceae. The record is from RefSeq and is a predicted model, not a curated record. Gene Ontology annotation, biological process: regulation of transcription by RNA polymerase II.
AUGGACGCAAACGCGCUCGAAAAGAUGAACGAUUUCUUCGAUUUUGCUGCACUUGAUGAGGAUUCUGGGCUCGACCCGAUGUGCAGUACAGAUGGGAAUCAUGAGCCUUUGUUCCCCACAGACCACAUCGCGACCAUGGACUGGGCCGUUGACCCCGCCGUCACUACUGGUUAUCUGGAUAUCACUGGACAUUACGACAUGCACUUACACAAUGCUCCCCAAAAGCAAGACUACCAGCAGUGGUCGAUACUCGCUCACACACCCCAAUCGAUACCGUCUAUUGAAGAUGCAACUAUGACCACGAGAGCAGGGUGCGAAUGGCAGGCGGAUACUUAUACGUCUGGAAUGGAUCACAUGUCUCAUUGCGAGCAACCAAUCCCCGCACACGCACCUUCUUCAUCAUUUCUCAUGCCUGCAGAAUCAGCCGUUUCCCGUGACGAUGAUGAAGGUGACCUGGUUGGCACAAUGGACGUACGUGUGUCUCCUGCAGCGCACGGCCGAUCAAUAGCCGAAUCUACGGUCAUACUUGAUGUAGGACUACCACCAACCAGACCUACUGCACCACUUCGUCAGGCCUCGACUGCAAGCUGGAAGCCGGCGUCAGCGAAGCGCAAAGGGCCUCAGAGUCGUAUUCCAUUUGAAGCCAGACAAAUACUAGAAGAUGAGUUUGCUGCUAACCCAUACCCCCACAAUUGGGAGAUGGACAUCAUUGCCCACCAAGCAAAUCUAGAUGUGAAGAAGGUUCGCAACUGGUUCAAUAAUACUCGAGCGCGGAAAAAGGUUGGAGAUUCUCAGUCUGUUAUGCAGGAUGCGCCAGAUACUGGCACACCUGUGCUGAAAACCAAGCUGUCAAAGGAUAGUCUAGACACCCUAGACAAGCAAGUUGAUGGCACUACACAGCCACCUCAACCACCUUUGGCAGUGUACCUAGCCCAGUCCUAUCAAGAGGAGGCGGUUGAGCUAUCUGCAGUACAUGCAGCAAUCGAGGGUGGCUCGCUCAGUGGAAGUGGUCAAGACGACGCGUGGUCCGAUUCGAGACAAGGCAGGAGAGGUUCAGCUAUCACAUCAAUUGCUUCAUCUGAAGGUACCGCGCCGACAACAUACACGGUGUCUUCCAGUGGAAGUCGGAGUAAUAUAUCAUCAUUUGGCCGAGACAGAAGACGAGGUAGACGCCGCAUGGCAUGGAAAGAAUCACCUCGACAGGCCAUCAAUGGUGUCAAUAGUGCUGGAGAGCCUCAAAAGGACUUGCCAUUUUUCUGCACGUUCUGUCCUCGGGCAUUCAAGACCAAGUAUGAGUGGGUUCGACAUGAGGAUUCUGUGCAUGCCCUCCGGACCACCUGGAUCUGUUGCGACACGAAGCCCUCUGCUGCGAUCGAAGCAUGUCCGUUCUGUGGUCAUUCACAACCAGACGCCACCCAUAUGGCUGGACAUAAGUAUCAGCAAUGCCGGAGCAAGCCCGAAUCUCAACGAACCUUCUACCGCAGAGACCACUUCAUUCAGCACCUACAUCACGUUCACUUUGGCAAUGUCAAGCAUCCGUCUGUACGAGUUGGCUGUCAAGCACGACUUUUGGCUGCUGAAGGGCAAAAUUUCGGCUGCAAAGAUCUUGCGAUGAAGUGGCGUCGCUUCGGUGCACCGAUGAAGCUUGAUGAUCCUAUGCUUCAUUGUGGUUUCUGUGGAAAGAAGUCAAAAGACUGGUCUGAGCGAUGCGAGCACGUCGCAGAGCAUCUCAUCGCCCGUGAACUCGAUCGUGCAGUCUGGUGGAGUGAACGUAAAGAGAAUCACCUAGAAAACCUCUACUCAGCCUCACCCUAUGAGUCGUUUCGUUGUCGGUACUGCCAGAAGGUUUUUACAGACAUCAAGGAAAUGAACAAACAUUCCCAUUGUCGUGUCUGGAGUUGCCGAUUCUUGCGCAGCUUCGAUGAUGUCGCCGCCCAGAAUGCAGGACCACCACUCUGCCCGGAAUUCCCCUCUGCAAAAGCACAUCACUGUCACCUUUGCGGGGCCGGAUAUCGAGCAGUUCACGUUGAGCAUGCACAGAACUAUCAUAGAUAUCGUUCUUGUAAUCAGGAGUUCUACACAUCGGAGGAUGCCUUCCUCCAGCAUCUACACAAUUUUCACGGUGCUUCCCAGCCUGGAUUGCUGCGUGGCAGUGGUGUUAUCGAACAGAGUUUCAUGCGUAACAAAGGGGCAUCGUUUGAACCAGUCGAGUUCAACGAAAGCUGGCAGCCGUGCGUCAUGGACCUUGACGUCGCAUCCGUCAGCCCAUUUGUAGCCGACAACAAUGCCCCAGCCUUGCCAGUUGCUCCGAAGAAGAAAGAUACACCAGCAAGAAAGUCGCUAUCAGGCCCAAAGAGACACGGCGAGAUUGCGCAGAUCCACGAUCCCAGCCCACAGAAGAUGCAGAGACAGCGCGCGAACACCACGGCAUCAAAGGCCGACACGCUCAAUCCCCGUUUCUUCCGUCUCAGUACAUAUAUACCCUUUCGCUCAUCUCGCAUCUUCUAUUCGCGCAACACGAGAUCUUCCACUUUCCAACCUGAUGAACAGGAUGUACUCGAAGAGGUGCCGAAGCCGCAUAUCGCUUCACUGGCAAUGGGAGCCGGUUUGGUCAGCAUGGCGACUGCGCGCUGGAUGAUUCGGCCGGUGAUGCAUGCCACAAAUGGCAUGGUAGAGCUUACUAUUGACGAUGAAGAAGAAUGA